Molecule: messenger RNA, 933 nt
Organism: Penicillium atrosanguineum
Lineage: Eukaryota; Fungi; Ascomycota; Eurotiomycetes; Eurotiales; Aspergillaceae
Product: phytanoyl-CoA dioxygenase family protein
Exons: 1
Coding region: 1-933 (310 amino acids)
Source: RefSeq, a predicted model, not a curated record
AUGGCCACACCACACCUCGAUGCCCUCAAGCGCGACGGCUUCGUCGUCGUCCGCAACAUCCUCACCCCUUCCGAAAUAGCCCACUACCGCACCAUCGCCACUGAAGCAACAACCAAAACCCGCUCUGGAAGCUGGCCACACUUCCGCACCGUCCCUAAACAAUUCCCCCCAUGGCCAACAACCCCACCUCCAGCUUCAGAAGGCGGAAUCUGGGGCGUGCAACACCUAAUGCACCCCUCAAUGCCAGGCCGUGACUCGUUCGCACAAUGCUACUUCUCGCCCUCGAUCCUCGCCGUCGUCGAAGAACUAGUCGGCGUAGCACCAAACACGGUCCCUGAGCCUCUAGUAAUGGAAUUAUUCAACCUUCUCGUCGCGCCGGAAACCAAGGAUUUCAAACUACGCUGGCACCGCGAUGAUGUCCCCGAGACGGCGACCGCUGAAGAAGAGAUUCAGCAGCUUGAAGCGAAGUCACCUGGUGGACGCCAGAGCCACGCGCAGUAUAAUCUCGCGCUGUGUCCUGAUGCCUCGCUGAUUGUUGUUCCGGGUUCGCAUCGUCGCGCGAGGACGGAUGCAGAGAGGAAUGCUGAUCCUUAUGAGGCGAAUAUGCCGAAUCAAUUAGUCGUGCAGCUUCAGCCGGGCGAUGCGGUGUUUUAUGAUAGUAAUAUCUUACAUAGGGGCGUUUACAAGGGGAAGGAGGAGGGUGGAGAGGAGAGUCGGUUGACUCUUCAUGGGAGUGUGGGGUUGAAGGCGGAUGAUGAGACAGAUGCUGAGAAAAAGAAGGUGAGGGCUACGGCUGUUUUGCAGCACGGAGUUGGGGCUUGGGUGCACAGUGAUGAGGCGGCGUUUGGGCUUGGGGAGAGGCCGGAGAAGAUGAGGGCGAAUCUUGUGGCUAUGGGGACUGGGGAGGGUGUUGGGUUUUCGUUGCAGGGUUAA